AUGAACGUAUCAUCACCAUUAUUGGUGGUUCUGUGUCCUCAACAUCUAAUUUCUACUUGCUACUUACUGCUGUGGUGGUGUAAAAGAAUGCUACAAUCAAAACACCUAACACAUUUUUAUUUUACCAAUAAAACUAAAAGGCUAUUCUUUUGUCCUAGAUUUGGCCGUUCGUACAACCCAGAACCAUCAGCAGCGGAACUCAGAGAUGCCCUGCAAAGACCAAUAAGGAGAGGCAACAGCUUUCUCCGCUUCGGAAGAUCGCAGCCUCUCACUCUAACUACCGACGACCUUUACUCAUUACUCCGUAACUACGAAGAAGAGUAUGAGACUCCUUCUAAGAAAUCCGCUAGUUUCAUUAGAUUUGGAAGAGAUCCCAGUUUCAUCAGACUAGGUAGGUCGGGUGAUGACGACAGGGGUAAUGAACAAGGCUCCGAACUUAUGGUCAGUGGUUAUCCUCAAAGAACCAGCAGGGCCCGCGACCAUUUCAUCAGAUUGGGUCGUGAUAACGAAGAGUUGGAGAAGAACGAUUUCGAUGAAGAAGAGAACAGAAGAAAAAGGUCUGCGGAGACGUGUCAUGAUUGCCAAUCUUAA
This is a messenger RNA of Diatraea saccharalis (sugarcane borer), 591 nucleotides long. Lineage: Eukaryota; Metazoa; Arthropoda; Insecta; Lepidoptera; Crambidae. The record is from the annotation of a GenBank genome assembly.